Messenger RNA from Prorocentrum cordatum, 426 nucleotides. The record is from the annotation of a GenBank genome assembly. NCBI's taxonomy places the organism in Eukaryota, Dinophyceae, Prorocentrales, Prorocentraceae.
UUGGGCUCAGGGUUCAAGCAUUUCGGUCAAAGCGACCGCUGCUCUGCGGCCUGCCCGCUCUGCGCCCGCCCCCCGCGGCAUCUGCUGGGCGCGAGGGCCCCGAUGGCGCGCGCAGGCAGCCGCGGCUCGCCCCUGCUCGCGGUGUGCGCCCUCGCCGCGCUGGCGGGCGCGCUGCUCUCCUGCGGGAGGCCCUUCCUCGCCCCGCCGGCCCUGCGCGCGCAGGGCGCGCGGGCGGGCGGCCCGGUCGCGGGGCAGGCGGCGGCCGACGCCCACCAGGGGCCCCGCACCGCCAUGCGGUUCUUCGGCGAGACGCCGCCGCCGCCGAAGCCGAAGGAGAAGCCCUUCAAGCUCCCGCCCUUCUUCACCACCCUCGCGUCCCUGGCCGUGGUCCUCGGCGGGUGCGCCUACUUCCUCAACAACGCCUAG